AUGACCGAGACAAGCCCGGCCGGGAAGAAGUCGGAGGAGUGGCGCGCGCUGCUGCCGGCGGAGUCCUUCGCGGUUCUGUUCCGGGAGGCGACCGAGCCGCCCGGGUCGAGCCCGCUGAACCACGAGAAGGGGGCCGGGACGUUCGUGUGCGCCGCCUGCCACCUGCCGUUGUUCGAGUCGGCGACCAAGUACGAGAGCGGGACGGGCUGGCCGAGCUUCUUCGCGCCCAUCGAGGGCAGCGUGGGCACGAAGCGCGACUUCAGGAUGAUCCUGCCGCGCACCGAGUACCACUGCGCCCGCUGCGCCGGGCACCAGGGGCACGUCUUUCCGGACGGGCCGCAGCCCACCGGCAAGCGCUACUGCAACAACGGGGUCGCCCUGCUCUUCGUGCCCGAGGGCGAGCCGCUGCCGGAACGGUGA
Messenger RNA from Geodia barretti, 420 nucleotides. The record is from the annotation of a GenBank genome assembly. NCBI's taxonomy places the organism in Eukaryota, Metazoa, Porifera, Demospongiae, Tetractinellida, Geodiidae.